GACGGGUCCCCCUGGCUAGUAUACAUAAAGUAAGGCUACCGACAUGCUAGAAAAAGAAAGAAAUCACAAGUUUUGGUAUCUUUAGUAUCGUCGCUUCUUUGUACACAGUCACCUUUUGGUCAUCAUGGGCUGUACAUCUUCAAAAGUGGACGACGGUGGCCCCCAAGCUAGGCCGUUCCGCACUACCCCUCCACCUGUUGAUCCUUCGACUGUGGUCUGGACAGCCGACGAUUCAUACGGCCACUACAUCAAGGAGAGGCUAGAAAAGACAGUUGCUAGUGGUAGAGAGGGCGACUUGGCCAGCUUCUACAGUGGGGAAAAUACUGGGCUUCGCGCCGUUGCGUGGCUGAAGGAGAGGUUCCGACAUAUUGACGAAAUACAUGAAAACGGAGUGGUACCCUCUACCCUCGGAGGCCAACCUGUUUUAACCGAAAUGUGGUUUGGGGCUGGUCCCGAAGGCACUGGUAUGGCUACCAUGUUUCUGGUCUACACCGGCAAAGAUGCAGAUGAAAACCCAGACAAGGAGACAAUCAACGAGGCCAUCAUGGCAGAGGCACAGGAAUACAGUAUUGGCCUGCUCAACAGAGCCUUUACCAAGAUCGCCCAGCAUAUGCAUGUUUGUGUCGUUGUCGAAAGCAACGCCACAAUAUGCACACCUCAUCCCGACUUAAAGCCCUUGAUCCUUCCCAUUCCUCACCAAGUCUCCAGAGAAGAGCAACAGUGGCAUAAGAGCAUUUCUCGGCAAAUAAAAGUGUACGGCGCGGAAGCUGUCGGAGGAUUCAACAAGUUCUACUUUGACAAGAUAGUGGGCGAGCUGUGCCAACUAAAACCUGGCGUCUCUGUCUGGGACGAUGGUGAUCUGGCAUUCAACGUGGGUGGGAGCCCAUACCAAUGGGGUUCAAGGCUUCUGGUUACACGGGACGAAUCCAACAUGAAGACUCGCCAGGGCAUCAAGGCCACGCAUUUCGAGGUCAAGCACCCGUUUGGGAACGACGAUAAGCCGCCAGCAUUCUUGUUCAAGAUGUUUGACGGCUCGGCAGAUCCUGGAGGCGUCGACAAUAUUACGCUACUCGUCGCGACGGACCCCUCUAUUCUCUGGCCCAAGGUUGGACAAUGCGCAAAGAGUCCGGCUUUCAAGGCUGCCGAGGUGGCAUUGAUGGAUAAGCUUGACCAAAUGUAUAAGCAAGGUGCCAUAGCUCGCUGCAGAGUGCACCUGAUCAUGGGCCAAGACCAAAAGACAUGGGCGUUUGUAGGCCACGACUCGUUGAAAGAUCAAUCUGCCGUUGCUAUGGCCAGUGCUGGUGAAACCGUCUCCAAUGCCCAGCCGUUCCCCGUGGGAAACGUGCACAUUGCAUCCUUUGGUAUCGACCUGGAGGAGCUGCCGCAUGACAUAAUGUAUAAUGAAAAGGGCGAGUUCCACGGCUUCUUCGGGUACCUACGACAGCGCUACACGGAUAACCCGCGCACAGCCGAGAUUCAUGCGAUAACAUCCGUCCAAGUGAUGAAGGUGUUCCUCGAAAACGCCUUUCCAGGAACCGAAAUUUCGGACCAGGGCGAGCUCGUUAUCCCAGCGGAAGACGGUGCUGAGAAGUCGGAGGCUCAGACCAUGGAGGGUUCGCACCUCUUUGUGGUCCGCGACCCAACCCAAGCGCCCAAGGAUGUCAUCGCCGUGUCCUAUCUGAUGGCACUGCCGGACGGUUUGAAACCCACUGGUCACUACGAAGACUCCCAGUUUCUCAAGGACGGCGAAAACGCUCUGCUCAAGGUCAUGAAGCAGAUGUAUGAGAAGGGCGAAAUUUCGGACAAAGAGUGCACAGCCAGUGUACGGGCCUGUUUUGACGGGACCAUCUACCAGUUUGUGGAGGGUAGCAAGUUUGUGGACUAUAGCGAGACGCAGAUGCUGCGAUUCGCACUCAAGCUCUGAUUGUGUGAUGAGCAGUCUUUUCUUUCGUUGGCGGACGUCUUGUACCGGCGCAUUUGAGCGAACUUGUAAUACCCUAUUUCUUUGUAUUGUUGUUUAAGUCACGGUAAUAAUGAAUACAUAAUCGGAAUAUCACGGCCUACCCCCUUCGAAUUAGGCGCCUUAUCGUGUCGCCUUCCUAACUGGUGAAUUUCACACUGUUGCCUCAUCUCCAUUGUGUGAGUUUUUUCUUUAGUUUCAAGGGAGUAGCCAUAUGGGGUUAGGAGGAGAGCGAGAUGUGUCCCAAGGCUGUGUUUGCGUUGUGAGAGAGUCGAGUCCCACUGUACUGUACGCCCACGUUUAACUAACCAC
Molecule: messenger RNA, 2272 nt
Organism: [Torrubiella] hemipterigena
Lineage: Eukaryota; Fungi; Ascomycota; Sordariomycetes; Hypocreales; Clavicipitaceae
Source: the annotation of a GenBank genome assembly